AUGCUUUUUGGUGUCAAGGAACAUGGGUGCAAGGCUCUUGAGGUGGACAGUUCCAAGUCUCUGAUGAUCCUGGGUAUCCCGGAAAACUGUAACCAUGAGGAAUUCGAAGAGAUCAUACAGGCCUCCCUAAAACCUCUGGGUAAGUUCGAAGUGGCUGGGAAGGCCUUUGUGGAAAAAGAGAGAUCCAAGGCCGCCAUCAUUAGGCUGGCAGAGGACAUCAAUUAUGCCGUGAUGCCCAGGGAGAGCAAGGGCAAGGGCGGCACGUGGAGAGUGCGCUACAUGCCCCAGAAGCAGGAUAUUGAAUUCCUGACCAAGCUGAACCUCUUCCUGCAGAGCCAGGGCAGGAUGGCGGAAGAUGUGGCCCGGGUCCUAAGGCAGGAACUGUGCCCGACAGUGACGGGCCCCAGAGAGCUUCCUGCCAGAAACUGCUAUGAGCCCGGGCCAGGGGAGAAACCGGGGCCUGGGGCCACUGCUGCGGUGGACGGGGUGCCACCUCUGGACUCCACGAAGGAGAGCAAGGCGGGAGAUGGCAAGAAAGGCAAGCGGAAGCACAAGCAAAACCGUCGACGACACCAUGCAUCUGACAGGAAGCUGUGAGGUGACUUGGGGUGGGCAUGGGUGCGGCUGAAUGAGGGUGGGCGUCAGCUGAGUGGGCGUGGGUGGCGACUUGGAAAGGUGGGUGCCCUCUGAAUAAGUUCGGGGGAUGAGAGUGAAUGUGGAUAAUGCGAGUGAGGAUGAGUUACCCAGUCAAGGGAGUGGGUAACUUUUCAGUAAGAAUGGAUGACAUCUGACUAGUGUGAGCGAAGGUGGGUAUUUUUAUCUGAGUUAACUUGCGGGUGACAUCUGAGUGGGUGUGGUUAAGACUUAGUUGAGUGUGAGUCACUCAUCCAUUCAUUCAUUCAUUCUACAGAUGUGCAUUGCGCACCUAGUAUGUCCCAGGCACUGUUCUAGGAGCUGGGGAUACAGAAUGGGGCAAAUCCAUCUUAACUUUCUGUCUUCACGGCACUUAUAGUGAGUGGGUAGCUUUUGAGUUACUUGGGUACAUCUGAGUGCGAGUAGGUACCAUGUGAGCAGAGCGGAUAAUAUCUGGUUGAGUAUGGAUCAUUCAUUCAUUCAACAAAUAUUUCCUGGCACCUGCAGUGUACCAGACACUAUUCCAGGCACUGGGAAUACAGCGGGGAACAAAACGGACCCAAACCUUGCCCUCGCGGCACUCAUAUUAAAUAUCUGAGUAGGUGCGGGUAACAUCUCAGUUGUUUUUUGAAUACUUCAAUACAUAUGAGUGAGCGUGGGUACCAUUUGAUAUGUGGGUAGCAUCACGUCACUUGAGUAUAUAAGCUCAAGCGGGUAAUAUUUGAGUAGCUGUGCGCAACACUUAAGAGUGUGGGAGUGACACCUGAGUAUGCGUGUGGGUAUUAUUUGAGUGGGUGAGGGGAACUUCUGAAUGAGGAAGAGUUUCAAAGAUCCGCAUACAAAGUCUUAACAACCCGGAGGCGCCGCGGGACCAGCUGCGCAGUCGCAGUCGGAGCCGAGCAGCGAGUCAGCUUGUUGCCAUGGAGACCGCGGGCCGCUUGCGGCGACUGCGUAAACACGAGUUUGCGGGAAAUGGAAAAGGAGAAAUGGGGCUCGGAAUUUCAAGGUUUUGCAGAAGGUCUCUUACCAGAGUUGAGGAACAGCCAAGCAGGAAGAACAUGUCAGGGAGAUCUGUUCUGUGCUCGGGAGAGGCCACUAUCCCCUUCGCCAUGCCCGGCGGCCUGACGUUGAGGACAAACCCUCUUGCUGGUUGUGUAUUGCGGGGAUGAGGCCCAGACCCCUCCAGCUUUGGGCUCUGCUGGAAAUCCUGUCAUCGCAAAGUUUAGACCUGUUUUUGUCUUUUGUAAGGAUGUACCUCGAAUGUGCCUCUGGCAUAAACUUGUCCGGCGUGGGCUACUCUUUUGCACGAGGCAAGCAGAAACCAUGACUGAGAAAGUGAGCUGUCUCCUCGCCACGUCUGAGGACCUCACUGCUUUGUGUGUGACUCUGAAAAACAGCUGUCACUGUUCUCUACAUGCUGGGUCUCCCUUACAGGAAUGGUCAGACAUGGGACAUUUCUGCUCUGAUUGGUUGGUGCCUGGGGUGAGGGUAUGAGUCUCCCCAAAUUAAAUCUCAGAAGCUCUAACUUGUGCUCAACUCUCUAAAGAACAAAAGGCAAGACUUCCAGGGAAUGGUCAAAAGGAGGUAAUAAUUAAGAGGUCACCUUCAACAAUGAUCAAUUUACAACACUGACGUAUAGUCCCCGAGUCUAUAAGCUGAGUCCCCCAGAAUGGUGAGGAAAAACCACAACAAAAAAACAAUCAAGUAAAAUCCAAAUGUCUGUGGGUAGACAGAACACCUGCUCAGGAUGUCUGACCCGUGAGUUUGCAAACUUCCAUUAGUUCAGGGAUUUGCAAAGGUUUGAGCUGAACUUCUUAUUUAUUUAUUUAUCUUUAAAAAUUAUUUAUUUAUGGCUGCAUUGGGUCUUUGUUGCUGUGCAUGGGCUUUCUCUAGUUGCGGCGAGCGGGAGUUUCUCUUUGUUGCGGCGCACGGGCUUCUCCUUGCAGUGGCUUCUCGUUGCGGAGCCUGGGCUCCAGGUGCACGGGCCUCAGCAUUCGUGGCCCGCAGGCUAAGUAGUUGUGGCUCACGGGCUCUAGAGCGCAGGCUCAGUAGUUGUGGCACACGGGCUUAGCUGCUCCGCGGCACGUGGGAUCUUCCGGACCAGGGCUUGAACCCAUGUCCCCUGCAUUGGCAGGCAGAUUCUUAACCACUGUGCCACCAGGAAAGCCCUGAACUUCUUUUUUAAAAUGCAAUUUACACACAGAGAGACAGGCUCAGAUUCUUACCUACCAAACUGUAGUGGUGGAGACUCCCCAAUGUAUUACAAUGGUGGGCAUCAGUCAUGUCUGUGAAUUCCAGCAUCCAAACCCCUUUCUUAUUUCUGCAAGGCUACCCCAUUUUGCCCCGCUCGCAGAGCCAAAAGGUGGAAGUCCUUUCCCUGCACCCCACCUUGGCAGGCAGGAUGCAGGCAAGCCUCCCACCCUCAGGCAGUUAGAAACGCCCGUUAGGUCCUUACAUUCUCAGCAGGUGUCAAGACAGAGGAAUUUUUAGAGUUUACUUGCUUUGACAUGACCUAAGACCUUGAAGACUCUGAUUUCCGUCCAUUCCCCAAGCUGGCUUUCUACCAUCAGCCUUGACAGCAUUUGUAUUGUGCAAUGGUUGGGAUGAAGCUUUUCCUCCCAUCCCCACACAUGUAUGUGAACUUCUUGCAAAUGCAUCCAUGGUCUAGAAGUUUGUAGCUCUCUACUGAUCUUUGUAUUCCUUGCAAAUUUCCAACCUGGGCAUACUCACUGACAGAAUAUUGCACUAUUUUGUUUCUGUUUCCUGAGAAUCUGAGCUUAAAUAAAGGCUACACAAAACCUCAGGCACAUUCAUUUAUGGCAUAUGCUUUUCUCCCAUCAAGGCACAAUCGUUGUAUAGCAAAAAAGGACAUUGUGACAUUUCUUAUCAUCAUAUUUCAGUAUUAAGAUGGCAUUUAUGCUUCUUGAGGGUUUGGGGUGUUUCCCAUACAACAUUCACGUUUGUAUACACAACGUGAGUGGUUGUUCAAGGCUGCCCGUAAAACCCAAAUCUCCUACCACUUCUCUUUCAAGUUUUUCUGGACCAGUUGAAGAGUUUCCUGAGAUUAUAAUGCAAACUUGCAUAAAAUGGUUACCAUUUGAAGCUACUUAUCUGUGUGGGUCAAGACAUGGCUGGCACACAGAAAACUCCAAGUAAAUUGGAUGUGCUGGCUGAGGGAAGGCUGCAGGUGGCCUUUGUAAAUCCCCCUUUUCAAACGUAGGUUCAAUUAAAACUCUUCAUUGUUCUUUGUGGUUGAUGCUAUAUCAUACAAAUAUGAACUUAUAAAAUAAAUGGAU
Physeter macrocephalus (sperm whale) is the source of this 3929-nucleotide messenger RNA. It is a transcript of the gene PNMA8C, whose product is annotated as PNMA family member 8C. Lineage: Eukaryota; Metazoa; Chordata; Mammalia; Artiodactyla; Physeteridae. The record is from RefSeq and is a predicted model, not a curated record.